Messenger RNA from Anthostomella pinea, 1266 nucleotides. The record is from the annotation of a GenBank genome assembly. Lineage: Eukaryota; Fungi; Ascomycota; Sordariomycetes; Xylariales; Xylariaceae.
AUGACAUCCGAAGCAAAGAAGGUGCCGAUCCCGCCCAGGGGCGUCGACUACCGCGGCAAGGUCGUUCUCGCGCCCAUGGUGCGCUCCGGCGAGCUGCCAUCGCGGCUGCUGGCUCUGCACUAUGGCGCUGAUCUCGUAUGGGGUCCCGAGACAGUCGACCGAUCCAUGAUCGGCACGACGCGGCGCCACAACCCCGACACGAACACGAUCGACUGGACACGGAAGCCCUCCCAGGGCGCGAAGCAGCCCCCCGCCGACGUCAAAGACAGCGUCCUCUACCGGAUCCACACCGAGAAGGAAGCCGGGAAACACAUCUUCCAAGUCGGGACGUCGAACCCGGACCUGGCAGUCGCAGCGGCGCGCCUCGUCGCUGCCGACGUCUCGGGCAUCGACGUGAACGCGGGCUGCCCCAAGCCCUUCAGCACGCACGACGGGAUGGGGGCGGCGCUGCUGCAGACGCCCGACAAGCUGUGCGCGAUCCUGGCGGCGCUCGUGCAGCACAUCACGCCCGAGUUCGACAUCGGCAUCAGCGUCAAGAUCCGGAUACUGGACACGGCGGCCGAGACGGAGGCGCUGGUGCGGCGGCUCGUGGCGACGGGCAUCACGGGGCUGACAGUGCACUGCCGCACGACGCCCAUGCGGCCGCGGGAGCGCGCCAUCCGCGGCCAGCUGCGCAUGAUCGCCGACGUGUGCUGCGAGGCCGGCGUCGCGUGCCUCAUGAACGGCGACGUGGAGACGCGCGACCAGGCGCUGGAGCUGGUGCGCGAGUUCGGCGUCGACGGCGCCAUGAUCGCGACGGGGGCCGAGAAGAACUCGAGCGUGUUCCGCCCGGGCGGCGCGCUGCCCUGGCGCGAGGUCGUCGAGCAGUACGUGCGCUUCGCCAUGGAGGUCGAGAACAAGUUCGGCAACACCAAGUUCCUGCUGUGCCAGCUCAUCCCGGGAAAGCAGCCCGCGUACCGGCAGAUCAGCUCCUGCAAGAGCUAUACCAAGAUCUGCGAGCUGCUGGAAUUCGAUCACCUCGCAGAGCGCGCUAGGGAGGUCGAUCUCGCGCUGGAUAUCGACCCGGAUUUUGCAGGCACGAAGAAGGACGCCAAGCAAAACAAGAAAAAAAAGCCGAGCAAGCGGAACAAUAGCGCGCUGGCUGCUGGGGGUCAGAUGGCACAGGCCCGGGUCUCAAAUUCGAACACCAAGAAGGGUCUUUCAGAACGUGGUGUGAAUGUGCAACCAACAGAGCAGCCGGCCGAGGCGACGGCGAUUCCUGCCUGA